Messenger RNA from Drosophila arizonae, 2829 nucleotides. RefSeq names its product oxysterol-binding protein 1-like. NCBI's taxonomy places the organism in Eukaryota, Metazoa, Arthropoda, Insecta, Diptera, Drosophilidae. Gene Ontology annotation, molecular function: sterol binding. Gene Ontology annotation, cellular component: cytosol; perinuclear endoplasmic reticulum; plasma membrane. The record is from RefSeq and is a predicted model, not a curated record.
AGUCGGUCACACCAUAAAAUACUCACACAACACCGCAACACACAUACGCCUAUGCACACGCACACAAAUGCGCACUUGACUUCCACAGUUUCUUUAUUUUGUGCAGAAAAAAGUACUUAGUAUUGCCGCUAAGCGAACGAAAUUCAUUGUGUACGCGAUUACGAAUACUGCAAAAGUGUACUUUAUAAUGCUAGCAGCUGCUUAAAACAGCAGCUAAUUAAAGUUAUUGUUACGGACUUGAAUUUGGAGUUGUUGUCAUACCCAGCCCCCCCAUUACGAUUGUACGUGGCGUUUGCGAAACCGAAUCUGAGUCUGAAUCGGUCAACAAGCGGUCGAGGUCGUAAGCAAGCAAGUGCUAAUAGAUUUUUAUUGUCACGGUGGGCACGGCCACGACUUCGGGGCAGACCGAUUGCUAGCAUGGCGGACGCUGCGGCAAAGCCUGCCGCCGAAAAGGGCGGAGGCGAUCCCGAAAUGAAGGGAUGGCUUUUAAAGUGGACAAACUAUAUCAAAGGCUACCAACGUCGCUGGUUUGUUCUGUCGAAGGGUGUCCUAAGCUAUUAUCGAAACCAAUCAGAGAUCAAUCACACUUGCCGUGGCACAAUAUCGCUCCAUGGAGCGCUCAUCCACACCGUGGACUCCUGCACAUUUGUCAUCUCGAACGGUGGCACACAAACCUUCCACAUUAAGGCAGCCAACGAGGUGGAGCGGCAAUCUUGGGUUACAUCGUUGGAGCUGGCCAAAGCCAAAGCUAUUCGUGCUAUUGAAAGUGAAGAGGAGGAGGAAGAGGAGACGGCACAGGUGGUGCCCAGCCAAGAGAUCAGCACUGUUGUGCGCGAUCUAACCGAACGUCUGGAAAAUAUGCGUACCUGCUACGACCUAAUUACGAAGCAUGGUGCAGCACUCCAGCGUGCUUUAAAUGAUCUAGAAUCUAAUGAAGAGGAAUCUCUGGCCAGUCGCACAAAGAUUGUCAAUGAACGGGCCACGCUAUUUAGGAUUACAUCAAAUGCAAUGAUAAAUGCUGGCAACGACUAUUUGCGCUCAGCUGAAUCACAAGGCCAUAAAUGGUCCAAAAUGCUGCACCACGAGCGUGAGCAGCGCCAGCGACUGGAGGAGAUCAUCGAGCAGAUGGCCAAGCAGCAAUCUCAAAUGGAACAAGCUGCCGUAUUCGUACGCCGGAAUAAGCCGCUGCCAAUGUCAUCGUCAAGCACAAUGGUGUGCAUGACUCCUGGAGCUCCUGGCACAAACUUGACUUCCGACGAUGAAACUGAGUUCUAUGACGCCGAGGAAUAUGGCUAUGAUCGAACAGGCGACUCGCCCAUAGACAGCACAUUCAUACUGAAGCUUAACAAGCGGCGUAGCAGCUCCGAGGAUCAAGUUGGCUCCGAGGGCCAUACAGGCAGCUCUUCGGAAAGCGACGAGCAAAGACGAACCAUCCAGACCGUGCAGCAGGUGUGUCUCAUUAGCGCCGCACGCGUUGCCUCCGGCGGCGAUGACAACAAUGGAGACAAGGUCGAUGAAGCUUCGAAAUCACAAACAGAUCUUGUGAGAAGGGCAUCAACUAACAGAGCUAGCAAAUCAGGCAAUAAGGUGGUCAGUCGACGCACGCGAGUCCCGGAUAAGCCAAAUCACUCGGUUAACCUGUGGUCCAUCAUGAAGAACUGCAUUGGCAAGGAUCUGUCCAAAAUACCCAUGCCCAUCAAUUUCAAUGAGCCGCUCUCCAUGCUGCAACGCUUGGCGGAGGACUAUGAGUAUUGCGAAGUGCUGGAUCAUGCAGCUACGCUAACAGACGAAUCAGAGCAGCUGGCCUAUUUGGCGGCAUUUGCUGUUUCCACAUAUGCGACAACCGCGGUGCGUACGGGCAAACCGUUUAACCCAUUGCUAGGUGAGACUUACGAGUGCGAUCGCAUGGAUGAUCUGGGCUUUCGCUAUCUGGCUGAACAGGUGUCGCAUCAUCCGCCAAUAGCCGCUCUUCACUGCGAGGGUAAGCAAUGGGUUUGUUGGCAAGAAUUUUCCAUGACGAGCAAAUUCCGUGGCAAGUAUUUGCAGGUGAAUCCUCUGGGCGGGGCGUACAUUUUGUUCCCCAAAAGUGGACAUCGCUACUCCUGGCGCAAAGUGACAACAACUGUGAACAACAUAAUCGUUGGAAAGAUCUGGGUGGAUCAGCAUGGAACGAUGGAAAUAGUGGGCUCCAAUGCAGCGCAUGGAAACAAGUGCAUCCUGAACUAUAAGCCUUAUUCCUACUUCAGUCGUGAGGUGCAGCGCAGCGUGAAGGGCGUGGUUAUCAAUCGCAAUAAUGAAGCUAAAUGGGUGGUGCGCGGGACGUGGGAUGAUAAAAUCGAAAUAGCGCCAGUGCUGGAAACGAGUGGCACUGCGGACAAUCCAACAUACACCACAGGCGAAUACAAGGUGGCAUGGCAAUGUCGCCCACCUCCACCGGACUCAGAAAAGUAUUAUAACUUCACCACGCUUGCCUGUCAGCUGAAUGAGCCGGAGGAUGGCGUAGCGCCAACGGAUUCUCGUAAUCGACCCGAUCAGCGUCUCAUGGAGGAGGGUAGGUGGGAUGAGAGCAACAAGGAGAAAGUGCGCCUCGAAGACAAACAGCGAACGGUGCGAAGAGCACGUGAAGCCGAGGCCGAGAAAGCAGCGGCCGAGGGACGGCCAUACCCCGUGUACGAGCCGAUGUGGUUCAAGCGCGAGAAGGUGGAGGGUAGCGAUGAAUUUGUGCACGUCACGAAAAACACAUAUUGGGCGGCUAAAGCGGCCCAGAAUUGGAACGGCUGUCCAGAUAUCUAUUAAGAAACAAACGCCGCACUCUUAUGUGAAUUAAUU